AUGACGACCUACAUCCAAUCGCUGACAAUCCCCUCCGCGGUCCUCCAGCACCCCGCUGCGUCCGUGCUGCUCCCGAUAGCUCUAGGAACGGCCGUCGGGUUCGGAACCCGCCCGUCCGAGGCCCAAAACACCUACUUGGCCUUGAGGCAGCCUCCCCUGCGGCCGCCGCCCUGGGUUUUCGGCCCAGUAUGGACGGCCCUCUACGGGCUGAUGGGCUACGCAUCCCACCGCAUCGCCACAAUCGGCCUCUCGUCCGCCUCCCCCGCGACCGUGGAAACGGCCCAGACCAGUCUCGCUCUCUACACGGUCCAGCUGGGCCUCAAUCUCGCCUGGAUGCCGCUCUUCUUUGUGGCCAAGCGCCCCAUCGAGGCGACCGUUGACAUUGUCACGCUGGCCGGGCUGAAUGGGUACUUGGCGUAUCUCUGGGGCUCGAUCGACGAGGUUGCUGGGUGGUGCCAGGUUCCGUAUCUGGGCUGGCUGGGCUUCGCGACGUAUCUCUGCGCUGGGGCGGGAUAUUUGAACGGUUGGGAUUUGCAGAACAAGGAGGUGAAGCGGGAGUAG
This is a messenger RNA of Metarhizium album ARSEF 1941, 561 nucleotides long. RefSeq names its product translocator protein. The transcript is spliced from 3 exons. NCBI's taxonomy places the organism in Eukaryota, Fungi, Ascomycota, Sordariomycetes, Hypocreales, Clavicipitaceae. Gene Ontology annotation, cellular component: mitochondrial outer membrane. The coding region runs from base 1 to 561 and encodes 186 amino acids. The record is from RefSeq and is a predicted model, not a curated record.